This is a messenger RNA of Penicillium maclennaniae, 1437 nucleotides long. RefSeq names its product alpha/beta fold hydrolase. Gene Ontology annotation, molecular function: hydrolase activity. Lineage: Eukaryota; Fungi; Ascomycota; Eurotiomycetes; Eurotiales; Aspergillaceae. The record is from RefSeq and is a predicted model, not a curated record. The transcript is spliced from 3 exons. Bases 1 to 1437 code for a protein of 478 amino acids.
AUGGGCUUGAUUAAAAAAGCCGUCUUCUUGACGCUUGUCUUUGUCUAUGGCGUUUUCACAAUUAUUCUGUACGCCUGUAUUUCGAUUAAAAAAGGGACCUUCUUUACUCGCAGGACUGAAAAGGAGAACCUGGAGCUGCAACUUGCCCGCGAUCGUCUGUGGGACCUCUCAAAGGACUUUGCUGGUCUCUCCCACCACAUCAUUACUCUAGCUAGUGGUUUCAAAUUCCACUUCCUCAGCAACGAAGUGCCUGGCUCACCCGCUGCCCUGAAAUCUGACAAGCCGCUGGUCAUCUUCGUUCAUGGGUUUCCUGACAGCUGGGCCAUCUGGCGCCACAUUGUCAGCUCGCCUUCCCUCCAAGAAUCCGCGAACUUGGUCGCAAUUGACCUGCCUGGCUACGGAGGUAGCGAGGGAUUAGAGAAGUACUCUGCUACCGGAGUGCUUGAGAAGAUGACAGAGCUUAUCGUCACCCUGCGGCUUCAAUAUGGCGUGGACGAUGAUUUCGCGACACGCAAAAAAAAGACCAUUAUCGUUGCCCAUGACUGGGGCUGCGUCAUCUCGAUGCGCCUUGCGGCCGAGGCUCCAUCACUUGCGGAUCGGUUCAUUUUAUCCAACGGGCCAUUGAUCGACCUGGUCAAGUCCAACGUGGCGCGCAUCGUGAACUCGGCGCGGAAGAUUCACAAGGAUGCACGUAAUGGUCCGAGCUCAUCACGCCCGUCACUGCUCCAGGCUGUGCGAACUCUCAAGCCUCUGUUCCGCCAACUCACCCUGUCAGGCUAUAUCUUCGCGAUGCAGUUGCCUGUUCCGCUGGUUGAAUUCUUCCUAAUCGGCGGUAAUCAAUCGCUCAUGAGAGCCGUGCACAAGGGUUCUCAUGGCAUGGCCGAAUACACGGCCCGUGACGCGGCCGAGUCCAUGGCCAGCAGCAUGGGUCCUUCUCUCUCCGAAUCGAAGACGCAGACCCCCAACGGAGACUCAUAUCCGAGCACAAUCAAGUACUCGCGCGAGUUUGCAAACGUGAUGAAUAUGGCCGGCUACUAUCGCGACGGCGCGGCGCUUUCGCGCUGGCACAAGUCCCUCGAGACUGUCGCUGCCCUCCACCACCUCGCAGGUGGUAACGAGCUCCGCCGGACUAGCAGCGGCGCAGGCCUAUUCGAUGAAGGAGCUCCGGGUGUGCUCAGAGCAAGCUCAACCGUAUUCUGGGGCAAGCUGGACAUUGCGCUGGACUCGGCGAUCUGUCUCGAUGGUAUGGCCGACUACCUCGUCGGUGACAGUCAGGUCGUGCUGCUUCCUCGAUCGGGCCAUUUCACUCCGAUCGAGGUGGAGAGCCGCGCGGCGUUGGAAACAGCCGUGCAUUGGGCCGUACAGGGUGAGAAGGAGGAUAUCGGCGUUGCUGUGCAGCGCAGGUAUGAAGAUGCGAAGGUGGUUGUGCGUAGAUGA